This is a messenger RNA of Drosophila obscura, 1807 nucleotides long. It is a transcript of the gene ldbr, whose product is annotated as lariat debranching enzyme. The record is from RefSeq and is a predicted model, not a curated record. The transcript is spliced from 2 exons. Gene Ontology annotation, molecular function: RNA lariat debranching enzyme activity. Bases 94 to 1722 code for a protein of 542 amino acids. Gene Ontology annotation, cellular component: nucleus. NCBI's taxonomy places the organism in Eukaryota, Metazoa, Arthropoda, Insecta, Diptera, Drosophilidae. Gene Ontology annotation, biological process: mRNA splicing, via spliceosome.
GAAGUGUUGCAGGUCGCCCGAUGCUUGACACUUUUCUGAUGCCGGGCAUUAAUAUUGUUUACAAACAAAAAUAACAAUUAAAUAAAGAAAAACAUGAAGAUAGCGAUAGAAGGAUGUGCGCACGGCGAACUGGAGCGCAUCUACGACACCAUAGCAUGCAUUGAGAAGGAGAGCAACACAAAGAUCGAUCUGCUGCUAUGCUGCGGCGACUUUCAAUCCACGCGCAACCUGGAGGAUUUACAGACGAUGGCUGUACCAAAAAAGUACCUGGACAUAUGUACCUUUUACAAAUAUUACAGCGGUGAGUGCGUGGCCCCCGUGCUGACCAUAUUCAUAGGAGGGAACCACGAGGCGUCGAACUAUCUGCAGGAGCUUCCCUACGGAGGCUGGGUGGCUCCGAAUAUAUACUAUCUGGGCUAUGCUGGCGUGGUCAAUGUGAACGGCGUUCGUAUUGCAGGCAUCAGCGGCAUCUUCAAGGGGCACGACUUUCUGCGUGGCCAUCACGAAUUCCCGCCCUACACGGAAUCCACAUGUCGCAGUGUCUAUCACGUGCGCCAGCUGGAGGUGUUCCGGCUGAAGCAGCUCUCGGGGAAGGUAGAUAUCUUCCUGUCGCACGAUUGGCCCACCGGCAUUUACGAGUACGGCAACAAGGCCCAGCUGCUUCGCAAGAAGCCCUACUUUGCGGCUGAUAUGGAGAGCGGACAGCUGGGCAGUCGGCCGCUGGAGGAGUUGCUGAAGGCGGUGCAGCCCACCUACUGGUUUGCCGCACAUUUGCAUUGCAAAUUUGCCGCCCUCGUGCCACACAAUGGCAGCAAAGCCCCAACCAAAGUGGGAGACUGCGCUUCAAGCAGCAGCAGCAGCAGUGAGAGCGAAGAUGAGGAGGGCACUCGAGGCUCGAGGCUGCCACCCAAACCAGUGGCUGUCACAAAGUUUCUUGCUCUGGACAAAUGCCUGCCCCGACGAGCAUUUCUCCAAGUGCUGGACAUACCCAGCGAAGCGAUUGCGGGCAAUCCCCCCACGUUCGAGUACGAUGCCGAGUGGUUGGCCAUUCUGCAGAGCACCAAUCAUCUCAUCUCGGUGAAGGAAAACUACUACUACCUGCCGGGCAAGAAGGCUGGCGCCAUCACGGAGCGCUUUAAUUUCACACCCACCGAGGAGGAGCUGUCCUCGUUGACCGCCAAAUUCCAGAGCCUCAAGAUACCGGAGAACUUUCAGCGAACGGUGCCUGCGUUCGACCCGCAAGAGCACUCCAACUACAAGCAUUCGGUCGUGGGUCAACCCAAGGCCCACCUGAACCCGCAGAGCAACACAUUCUGUGCCGCCUUGGGUGUGGAUGAUCCACUCUGUCUGGCGCUGCUGGCCAAUGGCAAGGAUCUGCCAGCAGUUGCAAUCGCAGACGUAGAGCAGAAGCCAGAGGAAACCAUUCAGGUUCAGGUUGAAGAACCUAUCGACGAGAGCGCCUCCUCCCCUCCUCCAACUGAGCCACUGGUGACACCUUCCAAACGAAAACUGAACCUGUCCCUGCCAGCGCCGACAGUUACAGCAGAAAAAGACGACAACGUGAUAGAUCUGCCCGAGGAAGAUGAGGAAGUGGAGACAGCAGAGCCGACAAUCGAAGCAGAGGCAGUCGAGGAAACACCGCCAGCGCCCAGUAGUCCACCCAGCGUCAAGAAGCUGAAGCGUCGGAACCAGAACAUCUAUCAAGCCGAAGACGAUGACUGAAUGACUGAAUUCCAAUAACAUAUUCCGUGAUUGCGGAACGAACUUAAAAAAAAGAGGAAGGCAAAUUUAUUGAAAUAACACAGAA